AUGGCAGCUGACUACACCAACACGAGAAAAUCAAACACACAGAUCCUCCAAGAACUCGAGGCCCUGAGCGACUCCCUCUACCAAUCCCACACCACCACCCGGCGGACAGCCUCCCUCGUCCUCUCCCGCGCAGACAUCCAGACCGACGCCAUUAAAGGCGAAAAUGCCCUCAACCCUAGACAACCCCGCCAGCGCCGCAUGUCCCUGUCCCCGUGGCGCUCCCGGCCGAAACUCGAAACUGGACAGAGCUCACGAGACAAACUCGAAGAGCAGCAAGAGCUGCCGCAAAAGAAAGGUAUAUGGAAUUGGAAGCCAAUUCGGGCCCUGACCCACAUCGGCAUGCAGAAGCUAAGCUGUCUCUUCUCUGUGGAGGUUGUCACUGUACAAAACCUCCCAGCCUCGAUGAACGGCCUCCGUUUAUCUGUAUGCGUCCGUAAGCAGGAGAACAGGGACGGGGCCGUCCAGACGAUGCCGUCCCGCGUGUCCCAGGGGGCAGCCGAUUUCGAGGAGACGCUGUUUGUGAGGUGCCACGUGUACUACACACCAGGAAGCGGGACCAACAUGAAGUUCGAGUCCCGUCCGUUUCUCAUAUACGUUGUCGCAGUUGAUGCUGAUGAAUUAGAUUUCGGCAAGAAUUCGGUUGACUUGAGCCGGCUGAUACAGGAGUCGGUGGAGAGGAGCUUGGAGGGGAGCAGGUUGAGGCAGUGGGACAGGAGCUUUGGGCUCCUGGGAAAGGCCCGAGGGGGGGAGCUCGUUCUCAAGCUCGGGUUUCAGAUCAUGGAGAAGGACGGGGGCACGGGGAUAUACAGCAGCCAGGGUGGGAAGCCCAAGAGCUCACCCUCGUUCGCAAGGAAACAGUCCAAGACGUCAUUCAGUGUACCUAGCCCCAGGAUUACAGGCCAGGCCACACCCACACCUACUGAUGGUAAUGGUAUACAAGAGAUGGACGAGCUGAACCUCGAUGAGCCAGCCCCACCACCUCAUCCCGUGAAACAGGACACGAAAGGGGACGACCAGGAUCUGCCGGAUUUCGAGGUGGUUGAUAAAGGCGUGGAGAUUCCUGAAUGUGAAGAUGAAGAAUCUGAGGAAAACUCGGUCAAGAGCGAGGUUGUGAAGGAGGUGGUCGGGGACAAGACGCACGUCACGCGGCUGACGGCACUCGACUCCAUUGCUCAGCAAAUCAAAGCACUCGAGUCCCUCGUGGGAGACCACACACUUGACUCGGACGAAGACAAAGUCACCCGAGAUUUUUUGCAAAUGCUUGACGACAAUGACAAAGACAGCGAAAGAACUGAAAACAUGGGUGUUGGUGUUGCUCUUUCCAAGAAGGCCGAGGAGAAGGAGGUGUUCCUGCCCGACCUCGGGAGAGGGCUCGGGUGUGUGGUUCAGACGAGAAACGGUGGGUACCUGGCGGCUGCAAACCCGCUGGACACCAGUGUUGGGCGCAAGGACAUGCCGAAACUCGCUCUGCAAGUGUCGAGGCCUGUGGUCAUCCCGCGCUCGGGUGAGAUGGGGUUUGAGGUGUUCCAAAAGAUGGCCGCGGUUGGGCUGGAAGAACUCACCUCACGGAUUACGGCACUGAUGCCCCUCGAAGAGCUGCAGGGGAAGACGGCAGAGCAGAUAGCCUUCGAGGGCAUUGCCUCGGCCAUCGUCAUGGGACGGAACAAGGAGGAAGGCGCUACCUCGAGUGCGGCCCGCUCGAUCGAGGCCGUCCGGGCCAUGGCCCGUGCCGCCAAUGCAGGCCGGAGGGAGAGGGUCACGACCGGGAUCUGGAGCGUGACCGAGGAGCCAGUUGCGGCAGACGAGAUCUUACCCUUCUCCCUGCAGAAAAUUGAGAGCACGGCGGUGGAGGGGCUGAAAAUCCAGGCCGACGUGGCAGAGGAGGAAGCACCAUUUGAUGUAUCAUCCCCAGGAAAAUCGAGUGGCGGCUUGUUGGAUUUGGCCGUCCCAGUGGGGGAGUGGGAGAAAAUGAACGGCCCGGAUGUAGUCAAUGUGGUGUUGACGGCCCAGCUGCGGGACCCGGGGAGGGAGUACGAGGCCGUGGGGGGCCCAAUGAUGGUUGUGAUCCACGUGUCAUGUGUGGCUGGAAAAACAGAGGAGGAGCGCAAGUAUAGGGUGGGGAGCAUGCAGGUCGGAGGCGUUAAGGUAAGGACUGCAGGAAAAACGUUGGGUUGGGACUCGGAGAAGCAGAGGCUCACGGCCCUGCACUGGCUGCUGGCGCAUGGGAUGGGGAAAAAGAAGGGGAGACGAGUCGGGUCCGGUAAAGGCCCCGAUCUCCUGUGGAGUGUCUCGUCACGUGUGAUGGCGGAUAUGUGGCUCAAGCCCAUAAGGAAUCCGGAUGUCAAGUUUGUGGCCGACUGA
Striga hermonthica is the source of this 2361-nucleotide messenger RNA. The record is from the annotation of a GenBank genome assembly. NCBI's taxonomy places the organism in Eukaryota, Viridiplantae, Streptophyta, Magnoliopsida, Lamiales, Orobanchaceae.